Messenger RNA from Pungitius pungitius (ninespine stickleback), 4459 nucleotides. RefSeq names its product protein phosphatase 1 regulatory subunit 3E. Gene Ontology annotation, molecular function: protein phosphatase 1 binding; glycogen binding. Gene Ontology annotation, cellular component: protein phosphatase type 1 complex. The record is from RefSeq and is a predicted model, not a curated record. The transcript has a single exon. Bases 220 to 1143 code for a protein of 307 amino acids. Gene Ontology annotation, biological process: regulation of glycogen biosynthetic process. Lineage: Eukaryota; Metazoa; Chordata; Actinopteri; Perciformes; Gasterosteidae.
UAAGUGACCGAUCUCUAAGACCUAAUAAGCACAUGGUUCUAUUGGUCCAGAGAUGCACGGUGUCAACCUGUGACGCAGCCGGUGCACCUAUCGGCGAGGGGGAGACGCGGACAACUGACGGCUGCAUCGCUCGACGCGCCGGUCCGCCCCCCUCCCCUCCCCUCCCCUGCCCGCAUCACGACCACUCCGACUCCGCAGUGCAAGGAACUGCUGCAUUUUAUGGAAGCCGAGUCCGUGCAUCAGGCCGAGAUCAUGCUGCCCCCUAAGAAUUGCCUGCCGAGGAACUACAGCUGCAUAGCCGGGCUGUUCGGGAGCCUGGCGGCGGCCAACCCGCGCCUUGAGGACGGGGAAGAAUUCGACACGAUGAACGCCACCUGUGAAGCCAUCGAGAGCCCCGUGGUGGAGGAGAGACCGAGGGGCAGAGAGGUCUUCCUGAAGCCGCCACAGAGUCCGAGUCUGCGCCGGAGGUGCAAAUCUCUGCCCACGCCCACGGAGAGAGCGAAGUUGGAGAUAUCGCGCAGCAGAAGUCCAACUAGUCAGAAAAGGGUCCGCUUCGCCGACUCCCUCGGCCUGGAGCUCAUUUCGGUGAAGCACUUCGAUGACACAGAUGAGCCAGAGGUGCCGGAGCGCAUACUGGCCAAACUGACCAAGGCGCACCCCCACCUUAAUCAUCUGGACACCAAAUUCCCGCGUGCCCCCGCGCAUUCUAUGUUGAUGGAGUUGCAGUUCACCAACCCGGGGACACUGCCGGGCUUUGAGCAGAAAGUGAGGGAGGUGAAGGUCCUGUUAGAGACCGUUCAGGUGGACGAAUUCAGCAUGUCCGGGUUUGUGCGCGUGUUGAAUCUGGCUUUCGAAAAGAGCGUCUCUUUGCGCUAUUCUCUGAAUAACUGGAUAACAUUUAUGGACAGCCUGGCCUCGUAUGUUCCCGAAUCCAGCAAAGGGGAAACCGAUAAGUUCUCUUUCAAGAUAGUCAUGCCCACUUACCUCGACAACGGAGGCACAUUUCAGUUCGCAAUUAAAUACUGCGUCGGCGGGACGGAGUUCUGGGACAAUAAUAACGGGAACAACUACAAAGUUCGGCGUCACCGUUUCAAGAUGUCUCCACCACGGGAAUGGGAGAAUGGAUGGAUUCACUUUAUCUGAGCUUUGUCGUGCUUGUGGUCUGCAGUUGCACACUGCGUGCGUAAUCUGCGCGUAACUGAUCACCGGGCACCUUAAGUAUGACUGUGGCUUAUUAAAGAUGUUAUUUUCCGAAAUAGUGAGCUACACGUAGAGCCGCGACACUGAAAAUACUUUCUCAUUAUAAUUCAAAUAUUUGCCCCGGCGCGGUAACAUAUGUACGAUCAAAGAUUACAGUAAACUCCUUUGAUGGGUGCCUGGAGGGGGAUCCUGGUAGAUAAAUUGCCUUGAUGUCAGGGCCUUCUGUUGGUGACCUUCGGGAGGGCAUAGUCACGUUAUGUAAUGUAGAAACACGUGCCAUGGGAAACGUGCAGGGCAAUGCCAACGUUUGGCAUCACUGUGCCUUUCAGGGGAUGCUGAAAAAAUGACGAUGGCAGGGAGAUGUUUAAAUGAUCAGUUUGUUUUGCAUGUGUGCAAAUAUAUCUUGUUGAUAAGAACCAGAAAGCCUCACAUUUGGGCUAAUAUGGAUAUCCUUGGAACCUUGGAAGUCUCCUGCAGGCUGGGAGAAACAUACACACUUUGUCUUAUUGAGUUGACGAACAGAACCAUUUGGCAGGUUAUUUUAUUUAAAAAAAAACAAUUUCCCUCUGUCAUACCUUUGAAAAUGCCUUAUUUAUAGCCUUGAUGCGGGAAGUUGUGCAGUGAAUAUUUUAAAUACAAUAUUUUCUUCAUUUGGCUUGACUAAAUGCAUUUUAUGGAUAUUAUACUUCAUCUUUUAAAAGUUCAAAAAAUAAAGCACAGGAACUGAGAUUUAGUUUGGGCUUUUAAUCCUCAUAAACCAGCAAUAUAUUUGCACCUAUUCAACACACAUUGUAUAUUUAGUAGCAGAAUUAUUGAAAAAUUUCAAAGUUCAAAAGUCAAGGGUCCCUAACCAAAGUUCAAAGGCAAAGAAAACGUUGUAGCUUAAUUCUAACUGCUUCAUCCAUCAAAGCAUAAAGUGUUUAUGAAGCCUCAACACUCAUACUGUGAUGAGAAGGAACCGCUUGAGUUGUGGUUGCACCAAGGAAAUACAUUUAUAGUAGCAAUGUUUUGCCAGGUUAUAUUUACCUCAGACCCUUUCUCUUCUUCUUCUUCUUCUUCUUCAGGUUGAGCGUUUUAAAGCAGUUUUUAUUUUUGCAGCAAUUAUUUUCUAGCGGAUACAUUGAAAACACAAGGUGUAUUCAUUUCUAUGGUUGACUGCACUGUGUUACUGUUUUUAUUGACGCAGUGUUUUUGACAAAGUAGCUAUUACACGGAAAAAUGUUUUCAACUGCUGUAAAAGUGUAUGAUAAUAUCCUCGCCACUGUGCAUGAAUAGUGCUGCGCUGACACCGGACCGAAGUGGUGUCAGCCGCCCGGCUGUUGGAGACCUCAUUUUCAUACCUUAAACCAUAAAUGAUGCUCACCAAGCAGUCUUACCAGUUCCAGACAAAAGCUAUUCCCCUGGAGGUCUGUCUUCCACACCUGCUCCAAACCUUAAGUGAUCAUGUACUCUGUGGUGAACAUGCUUGCAUGUCAUAGGAAAACAUGUAUAAUCCAAAAGCUAAUGUUCAUCGUGCUUUCUGCAAGUGUGGAAUAUCAUGAAUUAUUUUAGCAUGUUGAGACUCCAGUUCAGCAAGUAGAGGAACAACAGGCUCCACGUUUUUAUUUCCAGUGCUCUGACGGUAAUCGGAAGAUCGCUUUUGUUUACAUCAUCACGGCCUUAGAGGGAGGCUCUCCAUUUUAUGAGCCCAUCAGGUUGUGAUGUGGAUAAAGACUAUUCCCGUAAACACUUUGUCUUUGGAGCAGUUCCACUGGGAAUCCAUCCGUAAUGUUUGUCUCUAAAUACAAUGUUGUUGGAAUAGUUUUGCUGAAGUGAUAGACAGUUAAAGUGAGCUUUCUCUCUAUUUAUCACACGCAGACUAGCAUUUUCUCACCUGUUAGUUUAAUUUCACUGUGGAUAUAAAAGCUGUGGCCUCGACAAUGCUUAAUGUGUGUUAUGUUGUUGCAUCAGUGUGUAUUUGCACAUUACUUGUUCUGUAAACCUUGUACAAACUGGGCCAUACCAGAACACAUUAUAUGAAUCAUCACUGCUAACACAGAUUAUAUUUUUUAGAUUUUAACAUGUCCUGACCAGAUUUAUGUUGUACAGUUUAAGAUUGCUUGGACAACUUCACAUAAAGGACAUUAACAUGUCAUGAUGUGGAAACCAGUAAAAUACCAGCUCAAAGUUUUAUCCUGGUAUUUACCACACUGCUGUUUGCAUCCCUAGAACACAAAGGGCUUCGGGUCUAAUUAGAUUUUCUUCUCAACAAAUACAUUACAGUUUUAAUCAGAAUUCACAGGUAUAUAGAUAUGUAUAUAAAUGUCUCCAUGUUUCAUAUUGAAUGUCUUCCUGUUAUUGUUCAACGUUUUGUGUAUUUUGAAGUAUUGAGGUGAAUUGGGCAAGAUGUCUUCAGAUGAUCAUGGGAAGUUGGGAAACAAUGUACCAAUGUACUUGCCCAAACUCAAAGAAAUCCUAAAGCACACUUGCUAUUAAUUAUGCAUGUAUGAUAUAUAUAUAUAUAUAUAUAUAUAUAUAUAUAUAUAUAUAUAUAUAUAUAUAUAUAUAUAUAUAUAUCAUACAUCUCCUGAAUCUCCUGAUAUAUGUACCAAAAUGGGAGCAGUGUAUCUGAAUGAAAGGAAUACAAUGGAAACAACUGUGUACACUGCCUUACUAAAAUAUAAGUUUGCUUAGCAAUGUGUAGCUGAAGGAAUGAAGAACGCAAAUGCUUGUUUGUUAAGAAGUUGUGAUUACUGAUGGAUGAAAACAUGGACUCUGGACAAUGACAGGGGGAUCUAUAUCUAUAUAAGAGUGCUAAUCCCAGAGCCACUAAUGAGCGACUUAUGAUUGUAGAUAUACUGUGCAGACUCAGUCAACGCAGGUCUAAUGCACUUUGAGUGAGAACAAGAGAAGAGGUGGGAAGAUCACUAUAUUUAUAUAUAUGUUAUGUGUAAUAUUUAUGUUCUGUCACUUUGGAAAAGCCUAAAUUAGUCAUUUUAAUAACCAGUCAUGGUACUGAAUAGACUGCCAAGUCUUUUGGUUUUGUAAAUCCUAUGCAACCGUCUGUUGUAACAUCUGAAGUCAUUUGUCUGUGUUCAUCUAUAAUAUGUGCUGUCUUUUGUUUUCUCUUUUGAAGUGAACCAUGUUUGCAUGUCUAAAAUACCUGUAUUUGUACUCUUAUAUUUUGUUUAAACAAUGGUUAAUAAAGGCAUUUGUGAUGGAAACUAAAUACUCAACCAGAGAUUGUAAUUUUCAGAUUCUAAUUGCCCUGCAUUAUGUC